Molecule: messenger RNA, 5330 nt
Organism: Cydia fagiglandana
Lineage: Eukaryota; Metazoa; Arthropoda; Insecta; Lepidoptera; Tortricidae
Exons: 6
Coding region: 376-2382 (668 amino acids)
Source: RefSeq, a predicted model, not a curated record
ACAAUAGUUACGCAAGAGGGGAUCACCCUACGCAGCUUCGAGCGACGCGCGGACCCGACUCAGCCUCUGGAUCCAGUGAGACCCCGGGCAUCGCCUCCGACAUUAUACUCACACAAAUAACCUAAAAACUACGAUGAUUCUCCAUCAAGUGUAUAAGCGCCCUAAUUUAAAAAUAAAACUUUUCGAAAAAGGAACACUGUAGGUGGCCAGUGCGUGUUCGAAAUUUGAGUGACUUGUGAGACGUUUUUUGUGGAACGUUUGCUUUUGGAGUUAUUUGUUAUCUGUGAUUUCAGUUUGAGUGUUUUUAAUUGAGACUUGAACGCAAUUAUGGAAGCGGAGCGGCGUUAAACAACCAACGAUGAAGUGAGAAGCAAAAUGACGAACGUCAAACUAAAACUAAUGUUCUUCCUUCUAAACGCACUACUAACAGCAGACAUAGUACACGCUAGACCAUAUUCUGACAACACCACAGAUGUCUACAUAAAUAAUAACGAUACUUUUAUUUUACCUGUAGAACCUAAUUCAGAUACACUAAUAGUAGCUACCGAUAAUGAUGGCCAUGCAGAUCAAACAGUUGAAGAAACAAAUAGAAAUUCAAACACUGAUAUGGAAGAAAUUGUUAACGCUGAGCAAGAUAGAGACGAAGCGUUAUCUAAGAAAAAUAUGAAAGAAAAGGAUCCCGUGCUAGAAAUUAAGAAAGAUGAUGCUCCAGGGUUUGAAAAACAGCUAAACAUAUCAAGUUCUUUGAUGGAAGAUAUAAUAGACUCUGAGACUGAUAGAGACGAAACGCUAACAGAUAUACUUUUCAGACCAGCGUCAGAGCUAGUGGAAGACAUGCCAAGAUUUGAGUUCCUAAUUUCAACCAAGUUAAAUGAAACUGAUGUUUAUAACCGGAGCGUUAAGGAUGGUUUAAGUGAUAACAGUUUAGAAGGAAGGAAUAGAAGUAGAAAGUUUGACUACGUGGAACUGGUGGAGGUGUUAAGGCCGAAGGGAGACAACAAGAGUGCAUACUUUGUGAAUAUAACGGGACAUGAGGUCGACAACGAUUUGGCGCCCGAUACAAUCCUGUCCGUGUUCUCAGGGUUCACGGACCUGCAGACCCUGUUCCUGGCCUGCUUCGCCACGCUGCUGCCGCUGCUGCUGGUGCUCUUCGCCACGCUUUUCAUCAGAUGCAUGUGCCGCCGCUACUGCAAGAAGCCCACCGACACGUCGGACUCCGAAAGCAGCGACAACAAAGACACCACCAGCCAUCAACAGCUCAAGUCACCAAGCGAGGACACGAGGGACGGAGUACCCGUGGACAGCACCCCGGCCAACGGCUCCAUCAUCACCAUGACCUUGAAGAACAACCAUCUCAUUGUUGAGACUGAGGAGAGAAAUGAUAUAACCAAAAACGGGCGCGAGACGAAAAUGAAGUACUCUCCCGACAACGACGGAAUCUUCGUCGUCGAGGUCCAACAGUCCACGGCAUAUCGUCCCAACAACAAGUCGUUGCAGAACUCUCCUCCUCACGACCCUCAGAUCUCCACCAAUCAGGCGCUCAUCCAUCGAGUGCCAGAAGAACCUGAAUUAAAGACAAUCGAAGAAGAUAACAUCAGUGGAAAAUUAAGAGAAAAGGCCCUCGCCUUAUCAAGUACCGGACUCUCAAUAUCCGAUCUAAGCAUGUCUUCUAUUGGCUCCCACAACGUCAGCUACUCAUAUGGAAGUCAGAUUGGCUACGAACAAGGCCCUUUCGGGUACCCAAUAUACGCUGGCUACGAUAUACCUAAAGAAGAUAUAGGAGAUGGAAUUAUCCAUGACAGCUCAAGAGAACCUCUCAUCACAAAAACCCCUACAGACCCAGACAAGCCUGUAGUCACAGCAGCUAUAUUCAAACAGGAUUCAAUUAUUGGCAACGAUGCGCUGCAAGGUCCUGGAUAUUGCAUCGAAGGCUCUACUGACGGACCUUUGCUCUCCGACGUCCAAGCCAGGGAAGUCAGCUUGCAACAUAUACAUGAUCAAAUGGAGAAAAAAUUAGAAAACGGUACGGCAGUUAUCGUCUCAGAAAUAAUUGAGAGCCCAAAAAAGACUUUCAACAGAGCCGAUAGUCUGCCCGUGCGGUUAGAAGAAGAAAAAGUUCCAGAUGUGAUAGAGAAGAAUGUGGCGAUGGAGACUAUUAAAGAAGACGACGCACCCUCGAAAGAUGCGUUAAAAGGCAAACGAGCUUCACUUCCUAUUAUAAGAACAGAGAUGUACGAGUCUGUUAAAGAUGCAAUAAGACCCUCAGGUUCUCCUAAAUUUGAGAAAUUUUCCAACGACAUCUCACCGGGAGACGCUGAUCUCCCACCACCGAUGAUUACCAUAACGGAGGAAGAAUGUGGCAAGUCUGAAAAUGGUAGUUAAUUAAGUUUUGAAUAAAUUUUAUCUAUGUAAAUAGAUGUAAGUUAAAUUGUGAUUAGGAUGGUGAAGGAAAGAUUUCAAUGAGUGAUUACGAAAGUAUAUUAGGAACGAGUACUGUAAUUGAAAACACGUUGCCUAGUGUAGCAUCUAGGUAGACUUCGUAUUCUGAUUUUGUUUUCUUUUCUAUAGAUAAUCAAAAAUUACUUUGUCAAUUUCAUCAAGAAAACAGUUUUUGGAUACUCAAGGGUUUUCAGGGACUAAGUUGUAAAUAUUUGACACUGAAAUACUGGACAAAAGAAUCUCAACUCACAGUAUCAAAACAGAGUUGAAGAUUUGCUUUAUUAUAGGCAACAAAAAUGAGAUAAAAAAUAUACCUAGUUAAUACGUUUUUCUCAAGAAAUUCUGAGAGUUAAAAUAUGAAAAUUCUUUAAGUACAUUCCAAAAAUAAACUGGAGCAUUGUGUAUGAAUUAGUCGGAGACAAAUUAGUACCCCAUUUUGUAGAUAUUGAAUGUAAACUAGGUUAUUAUCAAAGUAUUUAAAGUUAUAAUAGUAGGUAGCGAUCUGAUUGCGACGUUGAUUUGUGAUCCCGUUUUUGUUUAGUAGGCAGUUUAUGAUGACCUAAUAACUGGUCGUCUGCUGGCCUUAUGUUUUUGCAUUGUGGUUAACAAGUCGUCAGUCAACAGUAUGUACUGAUGUGCCGUCAGAAACUUUAUGAAAUUGUGAAGUUGUCCCAUGGUAUAAUUUCAGGAAUUUCUCAAAUGUUUGUAUGGGAAUCGAAAUUUUCCAUUUCCAAAAUGAAAGUUUACUUUGUAUCCGGUGAAAUUUUCGAACUUUUUGAUAACUUUUAGCAACUUGCACAUCUGUAGUCAACAGACUUUUGUGAUGAAGCCACUGUUUAUAUAGUAAUCAACAAAAUAAUUAAUACUCUUUUGCUGCUCUAAUGUACCACAAAUGCAUUUCAAUGUAAGUAAAAAAACGUGUGAUGAAUUAGCAGUGAAGUGACAUUCCCAAAUAUAUUUUUUAGCUCAAAUGCCAUUAAUCACUUCAUAGUUAUUGUAGUUAGACUAUUAUAAAUAACUUUAGUUUCAUCAUUGUUCAAAUUCUAAACUAGUUCCUGGCUCGCGUCCUUUACCUUUUUGUCUAGUUCUAGAUGCCUAAUGUAUGUAAAUGAAUAAGUGAAAGAUAUGUUGUUUUCUAGAUUACUGGUUACUUCAAAUUUGUUCUUAGGUAUUACAUUUUUACCUGUAAAACUCAUUGUAGGUUUCAUGUUUUCAUUAAGAACUUCUUUGUCAGUUACCAGAUUUCUAAUAUAUGUCAAGACAUAGUUCCUAUGUAACUUUUCGAUGUUUUUCUCUUUUGAUAAUUACUCUCUCUCUCAGUUGCUACACUUUUCAUUACCGGUUUUAAACUUAGGCUCCUCUACGUUCAAACUUUAGCUGUCUAAAAUAGUAGACAUUUUAUAGCAAUAUUCUUUAAAUUCAAAAUCUGUUUUUGGGAUAUUACCUUUAUGGAAAUCUGGUACCUUAAGAGAAUCCUAUACCUUAAUGCAUCUUUCAUUCAUAAAUAUGUAUUUAUAUUAUUUAAAACCAUCUCCAUUUACCUACUUUAACCGACAUAACUAAAAUUAGCCUUAAAUAUAACAUUUGUUAUUAAAUAAGUAAAUAUAAUGGAGGAAUUGAAUUUUUAUCUAUAAAAGGUAAAAAUUAAUUUAAAUGAAAUGUUAUGAAUUUGCUAUUUUUAAUAAGUUUUUAUUAGGCAAAUGCAUGUUUAAAUAUUCAAAGAUAUUUAUGAUUAUUAAAAGGUCCUCAAUGUUUAACUUUAUACAAGCAUAAUUAUUCAGAGUAAGACCAAGAUAAGUCUGCAACGAUUUUGAUAGGACACGCAGUGUGCAGUUAUUUUAAACGUCAAACUUCUAUGAAAUUAUGACGUAUACAUAUAACAUUUGCACUGGGUGUGCUAUCAAAAUCUUUGCAGACUUCAUCUCAGCCAUAACACGUCCACUGCUUAGGCCUCCCCCUUGGACCUCCAUACGUGCCGGUUGGAAGCGACCCGCAUCCAGCGUCUUCCGGCGACCUUAACAAGAUCGUCUGUCCAUCUUGUGGGUGGACGUCCUACGCUGCGCUUGCUAGUCCGUGGUCUCCACUCGAGCACUUUUCGACCCCAUCGGCCAUCUUCUCUGCGUGCAAUGUGGCCUGCCCAUUGCCACUUCAGCUUGCUAAUCCGGUGGGCUAUGUCGGUGACUUUAGUUCGUCUACGGAUCUCCUCAUUUCUGAUUCGAUCACGUAGAGAAACUCCGAGCAUAGCCCUCUCCAUAGUUCGUUGAGCGACUUUGAGUGUUGAGAUGAGGCCGAUAGUGAAAGACCACGUUUCGGAGCCGUAAGUCAUCACUGGUAACACACAUUGAUUAAAGACUUUCGUCUUGAGGCACUGAGGUAUGUCGGACGAAAAGACAUUACGUAGUUUCCCGAACGCUGCCCAACCGAGUUGGAUUCGGCGGUUGACCUCUUUCUCGAAGUUGGACCUACCUAAUUGGACUACUUGUCCUAGGUAGAUGUACGAGUCAACAACUUCGAGUACCGAGUUCCCAGUUUUGAGUUUGCAGGCUUGUCUUGGUCUAACUCUAACUGAUUUUGCUUGUCUUUCGGCAUCGUUAAGGAUCUUUUUAGUAAAAUAUUGCAGUAGCAUAUAUAAUAAUGUAGAUAUAUUAUAUGUCUCUUCGGUUUUAGGUUUAGAGCCGUCCGCAAGAAUCGAACAUUUUAUGUGCCAAAGCAAAAUUUAUAUACUUUAUUCGGUAUAAAAUAUGAAUUUAUCUAUGUAGUAUUGUUUGAGUAUGAAUCUCAUAGGUAGUUUUAACGAUCGUAUUAGGUAUUUUCUUUGCAUAACUAAUGUAAUACCUAUUUUUGUUUAUAGUUACUUUUAUAAAUAAAUUUGAAGUAAUUUGCAAAAUAAA